AUGAAGUUCUGUUGCCUCUCUUUCCGGCAACCUUAUGCAGGUUUUGUCUUAAAUAGGGUCAAGACUCUGGAGAUUUGUUGGAGUGCUGUGCUGAGCAGCCACCAGUACUGUACCCUCUUCAUCCACAUUGUUCACAGUGACUAGGAAGAUGCCGUCUGGAGGCAGCUGCUGCUGGAGAGGUUGGAGUGCAACCCCAUGCAGAUUCAGGCCUUGCUUUGGGAAGGGAAGAAGUAAGGCUGUGGAGUGAUUGCUGGACUUGCUGACAUUGGGGAAAUUUUGCAGUGCCUGGAAAACAUAGCUCUUGAUGAGGUUGUAGAAGGAAAUCAGGUUGUACUGGCCAAACAGAAGUACCUGACUGCACUUUCAAACCCCAGAUGGUUACUGGAGCCCAUAACAGGAAAAGAUAUCUUCCAGGGAGACAUGCCAGAACACCUGACCCACUUGGGGCAAGAGGACUCCUCACAGGAAAGUUACCAAGAAACCAGCUGA
Messenger RNA from Miniopterus natalensis, 489 nucleotides. It is a transcript of the gene EOLA2, whose product is annotated as endothelium and lymphocyte associated ASCH domain 2. Lineage: Eukaryota; Metazoa; Chordata; Mammalia; Chiroptera; Miniopteridae. The record is from RefSeq and is a predicted model, not a curated record.